Molecule: messenger RNA, 2252 nt
Organism: Dromiciops gliroides (monito del monte)
Lineage: Eukaryota; Metazoa; Chordata; Mammalia; Microbiotheria; Microbiotheriidae
Gene: DYNLT3
Product: dynein light chain Tctex-type 3
Exons: 5
Coding region: 57-407 (116 amino acids)
Biological process (GO): microtubule-based movement
Cellular component (GO): cytoplasmic dynein complex; kinetochore; cytoplasm
Molecular function (GO): dynein intermediate chain binding
Source: RefSeq, a predicted model, not a curated record
UCGGAAUCAGGCCCCGCCCUCCUAAGGCCCCGCCCUCAGGAAGAGCAGCCGCCGCCAUGGAGGACUACCAGCCCCACCACGAUGAGAUUGGUUUCAAUGCUGAUGAAGCACACAAUAUUGUGAAAGAGUGUAUAGAUGCUAUAUUGGGUGGUGUGGAUUAUAAUCAGAAUAAUGUCAACCAAUGGACUGCAGCUAUAGUGGAGCAAUCCUUAACACAUUUGGUAAAGUUGGGGAAGACAUAUAAAUAUAUAGUUACUUGUGCAGUGAUGCAGAAGAGUGGAUCUGGUUUACACACAGCCAGCUCAUGUUUUUGGGAUACCACAUCUGAUGGAACCUGUACCGUAAGAUGGGAGAAUCAAACUAUGAACUGCAUCGUCAAUGUUUUUGCCAUUGCUAUUAUCCUGUAGCUAAAUGGAAAUAUUAUACUAGCGCCUUUAACAUAAGAAAUUAUAAAAAUAUUCUUGAAUAAAACUACUCAUGGUAUUAUUUAUCUUAUUAUUGCACUAGAAGUGAAAGCGUGCAAUUGGCUUCAGAACAGUAGAUAUUGAACAUUGUAACUAAUUAAUCUUAGAGCUCAAAGCAUAUUUUAAUUACACAUUUGCAUAGUUAGAAAAAUCUCAAACCCAGAAAAAUAAGACAUUAAAAUGUCUAAAUACUGUAUUUCUAUUUGCACCAGCCUACCAUUAACACUAUGUAUUCAGGGAGAUAAAGGAAUUAAGUUUGGGAUAAUGAAGUUCCCUUGAGUUGGAAAAAUAGAAUUCUACCUGCAUAAGUCUGUAUAAAUUAACCCAAGUUCUUAGUUCAAUAAAUAUCAGUGCCUCAUUUGGUUAUACAUGCAAGAUAGUAUAAGUAUUGUAUGUUUUUCUUUUUAUCAAGUACUUUUAUAUAGUAACUAGAAAAUUAACUUUUUAAAAAGUGAUUAUUUAAUGAUUUGUUGCCUUUCAUUUCAUAAUUCCAAGUUAACAAUUGAAUAAUAUUGGUGAAUUGAUUUCUCUAGCCCAAUAAAGUUCACCAUAGAAUAACAACAGAUAAACUAAUUCAAUAAUAAUUGUCUUUCAAUUGUCAUUCAUUCUAUGUUCAGCAAAUAUUUGUUGAUCAUCCACUAUGUGCAGCAUCCUGUUUAGUUGCCACAUUGCUGGUGCCUUCCUCCCACUUUGGAAACUGUAGCAUUUAUAAUUUCGGUUGUGGAUGUGGGAAUAAAAGCACUUGGUCUGCAACUUAAAGUACAUAAGACAGGGGGCAGCUAGGUGGUACAGUGGAUAGAGCACCGGCCCUGGAGUCAGGAGUACCUGAGUUCAAAUCCGGCCUCAGACACUUAACACUUACUAGCUGUGUGACCCUGGGCAAGUCACUUAACCCCAAUUGCCUCACUAAAAAUAAAUAAAUAAAGUACAUAAGACAGUGGUAUUUAAUUAAUUUUAAGAGAUAAAUAAAAUGUGUAGAAGCCAUGCAGAAGUUAGCUAAAUCAAGUUCUUACUAUAAGUAGAUUUUAUUUACCAUUGUAGACAUGACUUAGAAAAAUAUUUAAAGAAAGUUGGGAUAAAUAUGCACAUUUAAUUUUGUUCUUAGUUUCAUAACUGGUAUUUAUUGUUUUGAUUAUUAACUGUCAUUUGUAAAUCACCUAUAUGACUUUAAAAUAUAGAGAGUAAGUUAUAAAUAUAAAGUGUACAUUCAUUAGCAGGUUAUGUAAUAACUCAGGGCUUAUGAAAUGUAGAAAAAUAUAUUGAGAAGCAAAGACUUUAAAUUAGUAUACACACAGCUGGGCUACCAAAUGCGAAGUCAAUCUGCUGUCUAAGCAAGAAAAUAAAGUUAUAAAUGCAAAUAGUCUUUUAAGACUGCGAGGAAAUCUAUAGAGUGAAACUAAUACAUUGAAUUUUUGAAGAAAGGCUGAGUGAUAAUAUAGUAAAUAGUAGUGGGGCAUAAUGUGGUGAUAUUUGCAUGUUUAUAAUUUACCUAUAUAACAGGAACAGUUUAAGAACUUAAGAUGAAUAUUAGGAAAAGAUAAAUUCAGUUCAAAUGCAGUAGUGUGCUUCUUUUGGCACAUCCAAAGUUAUAACUAUAAUGUUAUUUUUCUUGCACUUGAAGAUUGUACUAGAGUGAUCAAAGUACUACUGUAAUUGAGUGAUGUUAUUGAAUCUCAGUUUCUUAAAAAAUAAUCACAGAAACAUGCCUUGUGAAAUCAUGUUUUAAAGAAUUGCUUGAUAACUGUUUCUGUAGCUAAAAGAUAAUAAAGAUUGUCUGCCUUACCUGUA